Durio zibethinus is the source of this 2804-nucleotide messenger RNA. RefSeq names its product auxin response factor 18-like. The record is from RefSeq and is a predicted model, not a curated record. NCBI's taxonomy places the organism in Eukaryota, Viridiplantae, Streptophyta, Magnoliopsida, Malvales, Malvaceae. Gene Ontology annotation, cellular component: nucleus. Gene Ontology annotation, molecular function: DNA binding. Gene Ontology annotation, biological process: regulation of DNA-templated transcription; response to hormone.
CUUCAUUGUUAAAUUCUGUCUUCUCUUUCUAUUCUCUUCUUCUUUAAAGCUUUCACUCUCUGUUCACUCUCCCUUAACUCAACGACCCUAUUUUUUUUUCGUUUUUGAAACUGGGUUUUCUCUUUUUUUUCUUUCCCUUCUCAAAGUCUUUGAAUUGAUAUAUCUCUCUCUCAUUUUCUGUUUUGGCUUUAAAGGAUUCAGUUUCCUGUAUUUUUGUGCUUAUUUGGGUUCAUUUUAAUCUGGGUUGUCUUACUUUUGGUGGAAAAAUAUCUCCUUUUGUUGAAAGAAUCAUUAUCAAGUGAGAAAACAGAGCAAAGGAAGGGUAGUUGUUUGAUGCUUUGGACCAACGGAAUUGGUAAAUGAUAACAGUCAUGGAUUCUAGGAAAGAACUCCCGAAGAAUUCAGAAAAAUGCUUAGAUCCUCAACUAUGGCAUGCCUGUGCUGGUGGCAUGGUACAAAUGCCGUCAGUGAACUCCAAGGUGUUCUACUUCCCUCAGGGUCAUGCUGAACAUGCCAAUGGAAAUGUAGAUUUCGGGAGUCUUCCGAUUCCUUCACUUAUCCUAUGUAGAAUUUCUGCCAUCAAGUAUAUGGCAGAUCCGGAAACUGAUGAGGUUUAUUCUAAAAUUAUGUUGGUUCCUUUGAGAGAGAAUGAUUUUGGGUAUGAAGAUGAUGAUUUUGAUGGAAAUAGUGGGAUGGAGAAUCCUGAAAAACCAGCUUCCUUUGCUAAGACAUUGACUCAAUCCGACGCUAAUAAUGGUGGGGGUUUCUCAGUUCCGCGCUAUUGUGCAGAGACUAUAUUUCCUAGCCUGGAUUAUAAUGCAGAACCUCCUGUUCAGACCAUUCUUGCAAAGGAUGUGCAUGGUGAGGUUUGGAAAUUUAGGCAUAUAUAUAGGGGAACACCUCGUAGGCAUCUUUUGACUACAGGGUGGAGUAAUUUUGUGAAUCACAAGAAGCUUGUCGCUGGUGAUUCAAUUGUGUUUCUGCGAGCAGAGAAUGGAGAUCUUCGUGUGGGAAUUCGUAGGGCAAAGAGAGGAAUUGGGAGUGGGCAUGAGUAUCCAUCUGGUUGGAAUUCAGGGGGUGGAAGCUCUGCUUCACAAUUUGGGGGUUAUUCUCCAUUCUUGAGGGAGGAGGAUAGUAGAUUGAUGAGGAAGGAUUCUAAUGGGGAUCUGAGGGGAAAAGUAAGGGUUGACUCUGUGAUUAAAGCUGCAACUCGUGCUGCCAAUUGGCAGCCCUUUGAGGUUGUUUACUAUCCGCGAGCAAGCACUCCUGAGUUCUGUGUGAAGGCCUCAUCAGUUAGAGCUGCAAUGCAAAUCCAGUGGUGUCCUGGAAUGAGGUUCAAAAUGGCUUUUGAAACUGAGGACUCUUCACGGAUUAGCUGGUUCAUGGGAACAAUAUCUGCUGCUCAGGUUGUUGAUCCCAUCCUCUGGCCUGAUUCUCCAUGGCGUCUUCUGCAGGUAGCAUGGGAUGAGCCAGAUUUACUCCAUAAUGUGAAGCGCGUUAGCCCAUGGUUGGUUGAAUUGGUCACAAACAUGCCAGCAAUCCAUCUUAAUCCUUUCUCACCACCAAGGAAAAAGAUGCGACUUCCACAACACCCAGACUUUUCCCCGCUUAGCCAAAUUCCAAUGCCAUCAUUUUCCUGCAGCUCUUUCAGGUCCAGCAGCCCCGUAUGUUGCAUUACAGACAACAUUCCUGGAGGCAUACAGGGAGCCAGGCAUGCAACAUUCGGCUUAUCUUCAUCAGAUCUCCAGUCCAACAAGCUGCAGUCGGGUCUUUUUCCACUUCGUUUUCAUCAACUUGAUCAUGCUGCCCGACCUACUAGACUCUCCAGUGACAAUGGGAACAAUAGGAAUAUAUCUUCCUUGCUAACAAUGGGAAAUCCUACCCGCAGUUUGAAAGAAAGCAAUGAAAUAAAGACGCCCCAUAUCUUAUUGUUUGGUCGAGUCAUUUUCAGUGAGCAGCAGGGUUCUCAAAGCUGCUCAGGUGAUACAGUUGGAAACAGUUCAUCAGACGGGAAUACAGAGAAGACUGCAAUUUCUUCGGAUGGCUUGGGAUCUGCAUUACAUCAAAAUGCUCAGGAGAAUUCUUCAGAUGAAGGGUAUCGUUGGUGUAAAGGGCAUAAAAAAUCUGAUCUAGGCUUGGAGACUGGUCAUUGCAAAGUUUUUAUGGAAUCAGAGAAUGUGGGUAGAACCCUUGAUCUUUCGGUUCUUGGAUCAUAUGAAGAACUGCAUGGGAAGCUGGCCAACAUGUUUGGCAUAGAAAGUUCAGAGAUGCUGAGCAGUGUGCUCUAUUGUGACGCUGCCGGUUCUGUUAAACACACAGGAGAUGAACCCUUCAGUGAGUUUCUGAAGACAGCAAGGAGGCUAACAAUUCUUACGGAUUCAGGCAGUGACAAUAUAGGAAGAUAGAGAUCAAGGAAUUUUCGCUAAUUGUACAGUUUUCAAGUCUUUUGUUUUUAUUUUCAUUUCAUUUCUUCUUGGUAGUUGUGGCAAAGCUCCACUUCACCCAUUUUUGGGAUACUGUAAACCUCAUUUUGUCACUUAGCUUAAAUUAUCUUAUUUUCUAAUUCGAGUCCUUAGAAACUGUAAGCUUAUGGCAGAAAAAUCACUGGCCGUCAUUUUGCUCCUCAUGGAGUGUAUAUGGCCGCAAAAUGCUGAAUAAAAUGUUGCUAGUUAUGGCUUUUUGGCUUAUCUGCCUAAUAAGUGGAGAAAACUUUUCGUAUAAGAUGACUUCUAAGUUAUUUAUCAUGACUUAUCUGCCAUCUUCUUUGCAUUUAGCAUGGAGUUUCUGACAUUUGAUUCAGUGGA